GUGAACUCGAAACUCGAUUUUGCGUAUUGCAGGCAGGUGUUGCUUAAAUUGUGAAACGUGUUACCUGUAAAUUCUACGUUGAGUUUAAUUAGUGUUACCCUACGAAGAUUUAAGUGUCUUUAAACCUAAUUUUAGGCUUGCAGGUAUAUUACUUUUUCCUGGAAUAAGUCUACAUGUAUCAGAAAAUUGCCAAAACAGGAUUACAACAAACCGAGCCUUCGAAUUAAUUGUAUUGUAGCCUUAUCUUAUAAUUUGCUCCGAUUUAUAUUAUUCAUUGAAACAACCCAAAAACGUUUUCUUUAUUUAAUACCUUAAGAGCUGGUGCACACAAAAUGGUGCGCCAAGGCUCUAAGGUGCUUGUGUUGUGCGGCCCAUCUGGCUCCGGGAAAUCUUCGCUGCUCCGAUUGUUGUUUGAAGAAUUCCCGGACAAGUUCGGAUUCUCUGUGUCUCACACAACGAGAAGUCCAAGACCAGGAGAAGAGAAUGGGAAACAUUAUCACUUUACCACCAAAGAGGAAAUGGAACAAGCAAUUGCUAGAGGAGAUUUCCUCGAGUCUGCUGUUUUCUCUAACAACAUGUAUGGUACAAGCAAAGCAGCUGUCAAUACUGUUACGGACUCCGGCAAGAUUUGUGUUUUGGACAUUGAUGUAGAAGGUGUAAAACAGGUGAAACUGACGGAGCUUAAGCCGUUGUUGGUGUUCAUCAAACCUCCGUCAUUGGCCGACCUGGAGAAGCGGCUGCGCGGCCGCAACACCGAAACUGAGGACAGUCUACAGCGGAGACUAGACGCAGCACGCAAGGAGAUGGUCUAUGGUGAAACGCCAGGGAACUUUCAUUUCAUCCUGGUCAACGACAACUUGGAUAAGGCUUACAAAAAGUUGAAAGAAUUCGUACUGCGGGAAUUUGAACAGUCAGGAGAUGGAAAUGAUCAGCUGAUAUUACCUGAAGAUGACCACUUGGCCAUUUCCUCCCUUCCUCGCUAGUAGUUCCUCCAGACUCAGAUAAACAGAUUCGUAGUCAACUGUCAGCCGGUGUAAGCUGUGUUGGUGUUGUGACAAAAUGUAGAAUAGGCGUCAAUUGUCUAACAUAAUACAUAUGUAGGUCUCGCUCUUGUGUCAGUUUGGUAAUUAACUUAACGGAAUCUGUUCAAAGUGUCAAUUUUCUAUCCUGUGCUUGGUUUUUACGUUUAUUCAAUACGGUUUAAGAUGAAUACCUAAAAAACACAAGAUCUUUUUGAUUACAUAAUGAGUGUUCGUAAUUACUAGUGUCGACCGAACAGAACUUAUUUGUGGUUUAACAAACCUUGAAUCUAGAUCUGAAAAAUGUUAAUGCCAAAAGAAAAGUUACACUAAUUUGGUCGGCGUUGUGUUGUUACGCUCUUAGAAAUAAAUUUUUAAUUCAAAAUACUCGUUAAUAACUUGUUACAAAACAUUUUAUUGCCAUGUACAAUUAUAAAUCAAUUUUGUAAAAACUUAGGCUAUUGAAUUUUUGUCUAGAGUUUUCUGUGGAAUUGACGGGUAUUAAACCAAUCGAUUGUCAAUUAAGAAUUGUUGUAUUUGGUAUUUAAAAUACCAAUAGGCUUUGUUUAGCAAAUAACUAUUGCAAAGUGUUUUGUUUAUCUAGAAUAUUUCAUUGUUGUAAAGUUCUUCGCAAAUAGAUUACUUGCUAUGUAUUAUUUAGAAUGGCAAAAUCAUCGGUACUUAAGUAUUAAACGGAGGCCACCUAACCUACAGAAAUAUUUCGUACCGGAUACCAAAAAUAACUACAUACUUGGAAAGAACACACUUUAAUAGAUUAACAGGUGAAGUUUAGAAUUAAUCUGACGCCUGGUUCUGACGUUGUGCAACCCAGAACGCAGCAAUGUCGGUAGGCCACAUUUUGUCAGCGUGCUGCGGCGGUUAUGUUAGGUUGGGUUAUCGUAAAUAUUAUGUGUGUAGGACUUUCCUCGCUUCGUUAUGAAUCGAACGAUACCAGACGAGUUAUACUUUCUAUUAUGAUAACCCAACCUAACAUAACCGCCGCAGCGCGCUGACAAAAUGUGGCCUCCGUUUCAGACACAGUGACAGGCGAUGACAGGUAAUGGCGCGCGCUCCGGUCAACGACCCUGACAUUGGCCUACUUGGAGGGGAUUCUGCGAGUAGACACAUGACUCAUCUGAUAACGCUCGACUCACAACAAUACUAGAAUAGUUCUACUACAACAUCUAUAACAAUUUAACCCUCUAUAAGUGCCGCGGCGCGUUUCGUAAUGGUGGCCUCCGUUUAAUACUGAAGUACCAAAUCAUCUUAUAACUGAUCAGAAUGAUCAGAUGAUAUACACUGUUUGUAAGUUGAUCAUAAUAUUUGUGCAGCCUAGUUUUUAUAUUUCCUCAGGUUAUUAGUAGUCGUCUUACUAUAGUCGACCACUUAAAAAAAAUGUGACAUCUGAUAAAUCAAUGGAAAUUCAGCAACUUUCAAUAACUUUAUAAAGUCUACUCUAGUGUCAUAGUGUUAUUUGCGAAUAAAGGGGGAAUCCGUUUAAAAGUAUUGUUUUCAAAUUAUCUGUUUGUUGUCUGUAAUUAAGUCACUUUAAAUUGCCUCAUGAUAGGUUUUUAGCUUUCAAUUUUAUCAUGUAAAAAAAUUACAAUUUUAGUUUUAAUUUUAUAUGUAUGAAGAUUUUAGUAACAUAUUGAGUUAGUUUUGGUUAAACAACUUUACUCCUUUAGGAUCACCAAACACCUUAAAUUCAAAGUAAAUACAGUAUGUUUUUUUUUUAUCAAGGAGCAAUUUUAUUUCUUUGCAAUUAUUGGUCUUGCAAGUUUACAUACUGUAGCUGGUUAUAACCUGAAAAAAGGCUAUUUUAUAUUUAAGGAGAAAUCUUACAUUUGUAAUAUUUGAUGGUUAUCACAUUAAUUGUUGAUAUUAAACUGAAAUAUUUAUUUUUGUAAAUUGUUUGUAAAUAAAAAUAAUUUAAGAAUUUACACCUAAUAUAGUAGUUUUUUGCGUGUCUGAAGUUUACAAUCAAAACUAAUUUUUUAACAUAAGUAAACUACUUGUCAAACAAAAGAUUCUUUUGAAAAUAAAUUUUGAGAUGAUUUGAUAUUACAGAAAUCUUUCGGAUGUUUUGUUUCACUUUUAUUAUUUACAAAGGUAUAUUUUAGUUUAUCAAGUAAUUUGACAGUGGAUGUGUAUGAAACAAAUGAUUGUGGCAAAACAUUCCAUGUCAGACUGUAAUAACAUUUUUCACUUUGAGUGGUGUUCAGACAUGCAUUUUAUUCACAUUCACUUAGGCUUUCAAUUAUUUCAAGGUUUAGAAUGGAGCCAGUAAUGAAAAAAGUACUUUUUCAGUAUUCUGUGAUGAAUUUUUAGCUUAGAGAAGCAACAUUGUUUUAGGCAUUUUGUAUGUUUAUAGGGUUUAUUUCUUUGCUUCUAGGUUUUGAUAUUGUUUGAAUUUAUUAUAUACAGAUAUUGAUGAGUUUUGACGAUAUGCCAAUAAAGUAUAUCUAA
Macrosteles quadrilineatus (aster leafhopper) is the source of this 3485-nucleotide messenger RNA. Its product is annotated as guanylate kinase. Gene Ontology annotation, molecular function: GMP kinase activity. NCBI's taxonomy places the organism in Eukaryota, Metazoa, Arthropoda, Insecta, Hemiptera, Cicadellidae. The coding region runs from base 333 to 983 and encodes 216 amino acids. The record is from RefSeq and is a predicted model, not a curated record. The transcript has 6 exons. Gene Ontology annotation, biological process: purine nucleotide metabolic process. Gene Ontology annotation, cellular component: cytosol.